CUUAACUGUCACUGUCAAUUUGUCGAUACACAAGUUUUGGAACUGACGGCCGACCGUUGUGGAAGGAAAUGAAAAUAAAGAACUACUGAAAAUUUAUAUAAAUUACGAAUAAAAUAAGUAAAACACUAACUUCCUGACAAAAGCAAAAUAUAAACAUGACUGCAGACGGUGAUAACGAGUAUCCGAGGGCUUCUAAUGCUACGCUGAUUGGAGCGAGUAUAACAUACAUAGCAGGAUUGUUUUUGCUGUUGUCCUUUGCUGGCCCAUACUGGAUAGAAUCUUAUCCAGAGAUGUUCUCUUCAUUCAAACAUAUGGGUUUGUGGCAGUACUGUUUCGAAAGAUUUAGAUUUCCCUCAUAUCAGUAUGACAAAUAUUUUGAUGGAUGCCACUAUAUUUUUGGUCAAGAAUUGUAUGUUAUCCGUGAGUGGCUGUUGCCAGGUUGGCUGAUGGCAGUGCAGACAUUUGUAACCCUUGGAUUGAUGCUGUCAUUCACUGCCCAAGUGCUGCUAGCCUGUGUGAUUGUGCGAAUACCAUUGCGCACUGUCCUGAGAUAUGAAUGGAUGUUUGUGUCUGCUGCCUUUAUAAUGGUAUCAGUGUCAAGUGUGUUCCUGUUCUUUGCUGUGGCUAUAUUCGGUGGGAACUGCUACCGUCGCGAUUGGCUGCUCUAUCCUUCAUUCAAUGUCUUAUCUUGGUCAUAUGCAUUUGCAGUUAUUGCCUCCAUUUUGUUUGGUCUGGCAGCGGUGUUGUUGUUCCUGGAGGCGCGCAAGUUGUACGAGAUGCGCUUGGAGGCGAAGAACCUCGUCGCGCAGAUGCAGCACAGCCAGCCGGAGCACGCGCUGCACCAGCUGCGCGACCAGCUGCAUCAACAACAACAACUGGGCUACUUCAGGAACUAAUGCGCUCAAUGCGCGCUGAUAGGGAAUAUGCAUUUAAUUUAAAUUAAAAACAGACAUUUUUCCUUGUAUUCCAUAAUGUACGUAUGUAUGUUAUCGUACUUGCAACAAUAUUACUUUUUUAAUUUAGGUACUCUGUUUUAAUUAUGAACUUUAGUUAUUAAAACGCCGCCAUUUUAUUGGCGCUAUGCGAACGUAGGUAAUGACGUCACUGAUGUCAAAGACACAUUUCUUUUGGUUGGCAUAUAUGAUAACUUAAAAAAUUACACACUUUUCGAAAAGCGCACGUUUCAUUAUAAAUUAAUUUCCCGGGGAUUUUACGUUUCUUACAUAUGCUUAAAAAUGUCACAUGUUUUAAGAUAUUGAAGAAAGUUAUCGCAGGAUACUUAUUAUUAUAAUUAUUUUUUAUGACAAAAAUCGAUUAAAAAAAAAUGCAUAUUUCCUAUUGCGUUCAAGUUUGCGUCACUCACAGAGUUUUCGUUAAUCACACGGCACACUGAUUUUUAAUAUGGCAAAACGCAAGCUUCAAUGUUAAACAUAAGUGACAGUAACUGAUAAUUGUAGAAAAUAUACAACUUUUGACCAACAUAGGCUCUUAGUCCAUAGGAUCGUUCAGUAUUUCGGGAGCAUUCUUUUAUUAAUAUUUGUGAUGGAGAAUCCUGUCAAUUAGAGGCAUAGAUCUUGAGUCUCAAGUGGUAAUUUAGAAGUAAACCUAUACAAAACUAUACAAGACGAAAGAGAAAGAUAUGUAUAGUCGACCAAUAUGCCACCUACCUGCGAAAUCCAAAAAUAUUGCAUUCGCUAUUGUCGCGAUGGAACGAAAGAGGUGGACAAUAUGUCUUUUUUUUUUGCUUUUUUCAUGCUAACGCCUAGCAUGUCGUCGCAUACUAGGCGUGCUUUAGUUUUAAUUUUGUAGAUUUUUGAUAGAUUGAAUAACACUAAAAUAAUUUACAAAGUGUGCUUUAACAUUGGCACAAACCAUUUUUUAUAGGCACUGACUGAGAAAUGCAUUUGAUCUUUUUAAUUACAACACUGUUUGCCUAUUCAUUCUAAUUUUAUAUAUUUUAUAUAACUUCACGAAGUAAAAGUAUAUUAGGGAUGCAGACUUUCACCUUCUAUCCAAUAUGAAAAGCUUUCUAUGUUCCUAGAUACAAUAAGUUUUGAGAAUUUAACACAAUUAACCCAGUUUGACGUUUUGAUGCACUUUAUUAGAACUCGACUAUACGAAAAAUGAAGUAGAAUAAGAAUCUGCCAUAGAUUUCCAACAAACAUUGAAUAGUUAUAAUAGACGAAUAGUCUAUGGUUGUUUAGCAGUCAUGAUAUUUAGCGAUAAGUUAAUUUAAGGAGGUGUACUCAGUUUUCUAGGUAUAUUUAAAUUAUUUUCAUGUGGCACUUUGUUGAAGUGCUAGGUAAAAAUAAUUAUGUAUAAUUGGAAGCUUCUAGUUGCAACAGCACAAGGUAAUAAUUGAUUAAGCAAAGAUGAUCACCAACAUUUUGAAUUUGGCAUGAAUGCUUCAGUAUUAUUCAAUUUCACUCACAUUUGAUAUGAUAAAUUUGAUACACAGUUUGCUUGAAAUACUUUGCCGCUCUAAAGUUAUUGCAAAUGAGUGUAUAGUAUGCAAUUUAUAAUUUUAUAAAUCGCAUUAUAAUUAUAAGUACUUUACAGAUUAAAAAGAUAGAGCGCACUGAACACAACGUUGUCGUAGCCGCUCCAAAUACAAAAUUCAAAAACGAAUACAUUCUCGAGUCAGUACGACACGAAGCGUCGCAUCAGUAACUUUCAAUGUUAUUCAAGACUAGCGUACGCCCGCGACUUCGUCCGCGUAAAAAUCGAUGUCAACUUUCAACCCCUAUUUCACAUUCUAUUUUGCAAGUUUUAUAACUUAUACCCUCAGACCAAUUAUAGAAGGACCUGUAUCGCACUCACAGUCACGAGUAAAAUUGUCUGUCAUUUUCUGAGGAAAACGAGCUUAGAUUUGGUAUAUAUCUUAUACUAAACUAGUAGUUUUUGCACGUUUUUUACACAAUUCAAUUACACAAAAGGUAUUUUUACGGAGCUCUUUAACUUACGAACACAAUUACAACUAUUUAACAUCGAUACUAUAGAGUCAGUUUUUAAAAUCGCAUUAGAUCGUUGAUCAUAUACUUUGACAGAAAAGUAACGUCUAGCGAGGCAGGUCCUAUACAAUAAUUGGUCUGAGCUUAUACCUAAUAAAUAGUCCACUUAUCAUUUUACAUUUACAAAUGUACCUAGAAAAAUUAAGGACUUUCCGUACAAACUUUUUACCCCUACUUCACCCAUUUCUGAUUUUGUUUUCGCGACAAAAAGUAUCCUAUUAUCCUUCUACGUAUUGUGGUCUCAAAUCGUCUUAAGUAUCAUUUGAAUUCAUUCUGUAGUUUCAGCGUGAUGCCCGGUCAAAAAAAGGCAAACAGACAGACAAAAAAUAGAAAAUAUCCUUCAGUAUCGAUCUCCUACCUCUACCCUACUCCUACCCUACCCUACCCAUAAUCUUCCCUAUCCCUACCCCUACCCUACCUCUAACCUAGGCAUACACUCCCCUACCCUGCCCUACCCCACCCUACCCCUACCCUACCUUUACCCCUACCCUACCCUUCACAACCCCUGCCCUACCUGUACCCUACCCUAUACCUUCCCUACCUUACCCCUACCCUUAGCAAAAUCGGUCCAGCCCUAUGAGGGUGGUGCGAUGACAAAGGAAAAUAAAGACUUCUAUGCUAAAAUUAUAAUCUUUGGAUCUACUGGACCGAUUUGAAAGAUUAUUUUACCAAUAGAGAGCUACGUUACUUGCGAGUGUCAUAGGCUAUGUUUGAUUCCCAUAUUCACACAGGAACGGGAACUACGUAAUUGAAAGCGCGGGGCGUCAUAUAGCGGAAUUUCUGCGUCUUUUAGAAGUUUUGUAAUAUCUCCGAAACUAUUUAACUAAUUAACAUACCUCUUUAUAAUAUUAGUGAAGAUAAAUGGUGUCUUGUGUAUUUAAUUUUAAAAACUGUUUACAAAAACUAAAGAAAUAAGAUUAUUUUUUUAUUGGUAAUUAUUGAUUAUUAAAUUAAUUUACGUAAGUGUUGUUAGUAUUAAAUUUUGAAAUACAAAUUAUGAAAACAGUUUUUAUAUGCAGAUUCUAUAUGCAGGCAAGGAGACUCGUGAUGUUUGUUUUUUUUUAAUGGGUUUCUCCGGCUUCACCACGCUGUAAAGACUCACUCUGGAUAAUUCUUUACUCCGUGAAGUACUUAUGAUAAUUACAAGUCACAUGUUAACACCCCUCUUUUUUUACAUUCGGUAUUACUAUAGCUUGGCAACUUCGUGCAUGACAUUCCCGAUGGUCCGCGCGGGCCGAGGGGCGGGCAGCGAUGAAUGAAAUCGUGAUGCACCUCACUUCCCCGCACGCACACGCUCGAUUUCAUACCCGCGUAGUAUUUCCCCCCGUCGCCCGCAUAUCAUGGUAGUGUCAUCAACGAACAUGCCAGACUAUUUGUAUACCAAUGUAUAAUAUACCAAUAUACUCGCAAGCUUAGAUUCCAAUUGAAUUCCAAUUCCAAAUGAAUACGGACUUCUGAACAGCAAAGUUUUGUGAUGCGAACUGUACUUGUAUUCAGAGAAUGCAUUAGAGUAUUUAUGUCAAAUAGUUCUUUAAACAUAUAUUUAUCACAUUAAUACUAUUUAUAUUGUUUUAACUUUUUUCAGGUAUAAACAUUUUUGGUUGUUACAUCUUGCAUUUGCAUACUUUAUAUAUUUUAUAUUUUGUAACGUUUCAAUCAAACUAUUUUAUAAUAUCUGCACUUCAUAUUACUUUGAGGAACUUUAAAUAUAUGUUAUUUUAAAGUUCAAUGAAAUCAAGGAGAUGAAUAUUCUUUUUUGCGUAUUUAAUAGAUUUUAGAUAUUAACUUGGAUUUAUAAAGAAACUUUAAGGUGUAUUUUUAUUGUCCUAAAAGGCGAAUGUACAAAUAACAUGAAAAUGUAUUUUUGAAUCUCAUUUUGAAAUAAUAUGUCCGUCCAAAAUGUAAUGUAUUCAACUAAAAGUUGAUAUUAUGGUUUAUGGUUCUUGUGGUUAUUGAAGAAGCAUUUAACGAAAACUUAAUUAUAUUAUUUUACAUUAUUUAGGUAUUAACUAGUGCCUCGGCAUCACAAUUGUGUUAUACACAAAUCUUACUGUCAAGAUAGACCUAUAUAAUUUCUUUUCUUUCAAUCUCAGCAAAAGUGUUUAGAUUAAGCCAAAAAAUAAUACAGCUUAGCUUAAAGAUUUGUGUGACAUUGGUUUGAUUUCUUUUUUCUUUUUUUAUUCGUAAGAUAUUUUAUUCAAUAUAUUAAGUUUAAUUAUUAAGUUUAGCGUACAAGAAAGUUAGUUAUUAUUAUUAUUAUCUAAUGUUAGUUUUUUGUCAUAUUAAUUACGUUUAGCUUUACGUAAAGUUGUGUUUUAUUCAAAUGGGACAGUGUGGGCGUUACUAACUCAUAGCCCGGGGCGGGGGGUCAGGUCAGUAAUAUUAUAGAAUGAGAAAAUACAUAUUGUUGGUACAGUCACAAGCAACAAGGUUUACAUUUGUAACGUGAGUCAAUUCACUUUGCUUUGCUAUAUUAUUUUUUAGGCUAUAUUAUUUUGAAUCUCUAGCUGACCUUCCCCCUGGUUACGCUCUUGUGAAUAGAUCUUAAAUCAUCAGUUUUAUGUAACUGAUUUUAAAUAACUUCUGUUGAGUUUUUUUCAUACAGAUAAUUAAAAAAAAAAAAAAUUAAAUGCACCUAUUUCAAAA
Molecule: messenger RNA, 5657 nt
Organism: Bicyclus anynana (squinting bush brown)
Lineage: Eukaryota; Metazoa; Arthropoda; Insecta; Lepidoptera; Nymphalidae
Gene: pck
Exons: 5
Coding region: 156-896 (246 amino acids)
Biological process (GO): regulation of tube size, open tracheal system; septate junction assembly
Cellular component (GO): membrane; septate junction
Source: RefSeq, a predicted model, not a curated record